GACGUUAUGUUGUCAACACGGCAAUUUCAAUAUGAAAAAUUACUACAUGACUUAUUAUAAUGACGAUAUAUGUAGGAUAAAAUAAUGGAAACAGCUACGCAUCGGCCUUCUCUCAGAGAGAAUGGUUCCAAAUAUCAAUUGGGUCCUGACUCAAAUGAUGACUACAGAAAUACGUCUUCAUUUGGAGACAGAUCGCAGAUCACCAGCAACACAAGAGCGGUUUCCAGAUGUCGAAGUGAAAAGGCUCAGCAGGAGUUUAAUCCAGAAAAAGAGGCUGCCGACGAAAGGUAUGCCAUGCUACAGGCAAUAUUCCAAGUUGCAGAGGAAGAUGGAAGAGGUGGUCUCGAUAUAGAUGAAUUCAAAAUAGCACUGAAAAAGACGGUGGGUUAUAUGAUGACAAAUAAUCAGAUCGAAUUGCUUUUCAUGAAAGUUGAUGCAAACUGUGACGGUCGUGUAGAUUGGGAAGAGUAUGUUACGUACUAUCUAUUAGAAUAUCAAGAGAGAACUCUUAUGAUUGAGAGAUUGCGCGACAGACCAUUUCCCCCAGAAACGAAGGACAUCAACACUCGACAUAGGGAGACCAUAGUUAGAGUGGCAAUUUAUCCAACUGUUCACAAAAAAGCAAGCACUAACCAAUGUUCGCUCGAUUAUUAUACGGCUCGGUAUGUAUCGCUAAGCAGGGAAGGAAUAGUCACCUUUUGGACUCCAAAGAUGAAGCAAAUCAAGAGUUACAUGACUCACCCUCAUGUUGAUAGAAGCACACAACCUUGGCUUACUGACUUUGUGUGUGCAUAUAACGUCAGUAUGUUAGCUGCAACGUCUACGGAUAGGGAUAUUUCGGUUUUUGAUAUACAGGCCAAUCUCUUUAAAAAACGAUACUACAUAACAGGGAUAGAUAGCUGUAUCACGUGUAUGGACUACUGGGCGGAUAUAAAAGACCUGAAUAAAUCAGUGAUGGUCUGGGGAGACACCUCGGGCUCAGUUUAUGUCCUAGUCUUUGAGUGUGCAUUGAAAGGGGGUCUGUUUGGAGCUGUUGGUGGGAAACAGACCGCCUAUAAGAAAAUCUCUUUACCAGAAGUAUUGCGGGGAUUUCAUCUCGGAGUCAAGGGAUUCAAAAUUGGAAAAAUUCACGACAACUGGGUAUCUAAUAUAAAGUAUAUCCCAGAACUAGACCUGUUUGCUUCCUGCUGUCAGUCAAAUGACACUUCCAUGUACAUUGGAGACUAUAACCACAAGAAGAAACUCAGCACCUACUUCAAAGUCAAUAAAGGAUUACUGACCUUUGACUAUUGUGCUGAAAAUAACAUCAUUGCAACUGGCGGAAUGGACUAUCUGAUAAGGAUCUGGAAUCCAUACGUCAACAGUAAACCAGUUGUUGUAUUGAAAGGACACUGCAAGCCAGUGACACACAUCGUCAUCAAUUCUUCAAGAGGGCAGAUAGUGAGCAUCGACAAAGGAAGGAACGUGCGUGUGUUUGAUAUGAAAGACCAGACCUGUGUUCAGCAGCUCAGCGGACGUGUGAUAAAAGUGGGUCCAUUUCCCAUCUCGUCAAUGUGCUUCAAUCCAGUGACACAAAAGUUAGUACUAGCUACAAACACUCUAGCAAUGUUAGAGAGAAGUUUGGAAGACGAGAAAAGUGUUGAAAUCACGUCUCACGAGAAGGCAGUUCAAGGAGCGAUGUACAACAAAACGUUCAAGUUUGUGGUAAGUUGCUGUCGUGAGUCUGUAGUUAGUGUAUGGGAUUUGAAUACUGGAGAGAAAGUUAUUCAAUUCGUAAAUGCCCACAAGCGAGUUGAAAGGGGCGUCGAAAUACCCAUAGAAAUAACGGCUAUGACGUUUGACGGACCUGGCAGACGACUAAUCACUGGAGCAAGAGACGGAAGCGUGAAAAUAUGGAAUUUCAACAAUGGUAACUGUCUUCAACAGUUUACAACCCCUGAAGCAUUAGAGAUCACGGGACUAGUCAGUACUAGACAGAGAAUUUAUGUGACAGGUUGGUGUCAACUGGUUCAUAUUUAUAUAGAUGGGGCGAGUGAGGACUAUCGCAAAAACUGGAAGAAUCGCCACAAAGACGACAUCCUUUGUAUUGCUUCUAUGGAACCAAAUCUGGUGGCAACAGGGUCGUAUGAUGGAGAUGUGAUAAUAUGGGCGAAAGACACUGGUCAGGUUUACUGCACCCUUAAUGUCAAUAAGGGAAUUCUUCCUAUUAUGGAAAAUAUGAACAAAAAAGAACAAAAACAAGAGAUCAAAGAACCUGUCAACGAGGAAAUCCAUUCACCGCAAUCGGAAGCCAUGCAGCCAUUGGACGUAGCCGAUUGGAAGUCUGCUGUAACAACCAAGACAAUUAGAACUGGUUUAGGACUAUUGUCUAAAGUAAGAGGUGGUAUCAUAAGAACUGAGUCUACAUCGGGACGCCCUGAGUCCAGGUUUUCCAGAUCUCCCGAGUCUCCCGUGGAACAUCCUUUGCUGUCGUCUUAUGAAACUGUCAAGAAGUCAGAGAACACAAAACGCGAAGAGUAUGAUGACAUUUGUAAGAAAUACGAGGCAGCUAUUGAAAAAAUUAUAUUUUUGGAAUCCAGAGACGCCAACAAUAAAGAUACGGCCGUGCUGGUAACGAGUGGAGCAGAAGGUUGGAUCAGGUUUUGGUCUGUGCAUCACGAAGGAGGUUUGUUGGGCCAGUUUAAUGCAGGGCAUCAUAUUGGAGAAAGUGUGCACGCACUUGCUACAGAUGAAAAGAACAACUUCCUUUUCACAGGAGACACUUUGGGCUACAUCAAAACAUGGGACAUCUCCGAAUUCUGCGUUUCUAACAGACACACUAGUAAAGAGCGCCUUGCUCGGUGGCAAUGGCUGUUGAACACCUUUACAUAUCUUAGAUUCGAAUGGCGAGGAAAGGAUAUGCCCAAGUACUUUAUCUCCAAAGGAAUGAAGCCACAUAACAUUGGGACACGUCCACCACCUAUGAUUACAGAGCCCAAGAAAACCUUAAAAUGGCCAUUGCUAGUCAACUCCUACAGGGCACAUACCAAAGCGAUCAACAGUGUAGAAUAUGUAGACGAUAGAUCAGUCAUCGUGACGGCGAGCUCAGACUGUUCAGUGAGGGUCUGGACCUUGAGUGGUGUGUACAUUGGAACAUUUGGUGAAAUUUGGAGUCCGCUUGAUAAAAGACCCAAGAAACAAUCCACGGAAGGCUUUCGUAUCCCUAAAGACAUCCGGCGAGUCGCUUCUGCCAGAACGUUUCGUGUCCUCAAUAACGGAACCUUUCCCCGUUGGAAUCUUGCAAUUCAGAGAAUCAGAGAGGAAGGCCUGGAAAAGCUACUUUCACAAUACGAACCAAUCAUCCCACGAGAGGAGGAACCAAAGGAAGAUUCCAAAACUGAAGUCAGGCUGCAGACUAGUAAUAUUUUGGGAAAGUCGUACAAGCGCAAAAUUAGACACAAGUUACCAAAACCUCAUCCCAAAUUAAUUGAAACACCUUCAUCAGUUGCAGUGUACCAUGCCUUGUCCUUUGUGAACCUUACCGACAUAGACAACAUGUUUUCUGCAGACACACUGAGAGAAAUGAAAGAGAGGCGAUUUGGAUCGAACGUACGCGACAGAUUAAGGGGGUUUAACCGGAAGAAAGAACAGGGACCGGCAAUUCUGGAAGUGUUCAAUAAGGUUACCAAGAAACCCACACUUCCGGUACAGCCAUACAAGAAGAAGCCAAGCAAGAUAAAGAAAGUCCAUGGCAUGCUGCAGGAGAAGGUGGCGAGCAAUUUACCGCCAAUACUCACGGAGUCAGAGACAAAGCAGGUUCAUGGGACUCCAAGCACGUCCAUUAAAGAUAGUAAAACUCAAAGAAAAGCAAAUAACUCUUUAUCUAGCGCUAGCAACUCUUCUUAAAACUGAGUACAUUCUUUGAUGAUCAGGAAAAAAGAAUCAGAACUGAAAGUUUGCAGUUCCAUAAGAAAAUAACGGUGCUUAAAUAGGAGCAUCAUUUGUUCACAAAGGGUACAUUUUAUAGAGUGUGUGAAUAACAAUUACGACAUUAAAAUUUAAAACUUA
Molecule: messenger RNA, 4047 nt
Organism: Saccostrea cuccullata (small rock oyster)
Lineage: Eukaryota; Metazoa; Mollusca; Bivalvia; Ostreida; Ostreidae
Product: WD repeat-containing protein on Y chromosome-like
Molecular function (GO): protein binding; calcium ion binding
Source: RefSeq, a predicted model, not a curated record